GCCGGGGAGGAGUGACGGGGCCUAGAGAGCUCCCCGAAUACGGUGCGAGGCUGGCGGCCGGCGGAAGAGGCGUCCGGGGUGACUGGCCAGCGAGGGAGCUACGUUCCCUGAACAGCCCGGGGAGCCGCCUAGAGGGCGGACAUUCAGACGGCGGGAAGGGCCAGCAUGCCCCCCCUGCUGCACCCCGCCCUGCCGCUGCUCCUGGGCGCCACGCUGACCUUCCGGGCUCUCCGGCGCGCGCUCUGUCGCUUGCCCCUGCCCAAGCACGUGCGCGCCGACCCGCUGCGCACCUGGCGCUGGCACAACCUGCUCGUCUCCUUCGCGCAUUCCAUUGUGUCAGGGACCUGGGCGCUGCUGUGUGUAUGGCAGGCUCCCGAGAUGCUUGUGGAAAUUGAGACGGCAUGGUCGCUUUCUGGCUAUCUGCUCGUUUGCUUCUCCGCGGGGUAUUUUAUCCACGACACGGUAGACAUCGUGGUUAGUCGUCAGGCUCGAGCUUCUUGGGAAUACCUCGUCCAUCACGUCAUGGCCAUGGCUGCCUUCUUUUCAGGCAUCUUUUGGCGCAGUUUCGUCGGUGGGGGCGUCCUAACACUGCUGGUGGAGGUCAGCAACAUCUUCCUCACCAUCCGCAUGAUGAUGAAGAUCAACAAUGCCCAGGAUCUCCUCCUCUACCGGAUCAACAAGUAUGUCAACUUGGUUAUGUACUUUCUCUUCCGCCUGGCCCCUCAGGCCUACCUCACCCAUUUCUUCCUGCGUUACGUGGGCCAGAUGACCCUUGGCACCUUUCUGCUGGGUGUCCUGCUCAUGCUGGAUGUCAUGAUCCUCAUCUACUUUUCCCGCCUCCUCCGCUCGGACUUCUGCCCUGAGCGUGUCCCCCGCCGGCAACAGAAAGACAAGUUCUUGACUGAGUGAAAGGCACAGAGCCUGGGACUUGUGGCAAGGAGACAAACACAACCAGGAACAGCCUCCAACAGAAACUGAGAGACAGCCCCAAGUCUGGAGCAUCCUCUCCAUGUUUCAAGCUUGCGCCCACCAUUGAAAACAUUAAUGAAAGCACUCCUCUGAA
Molecule: messenger RNA, 1063 nt
Organism: Equus caballus (horse)
Lineage: Eukaryota; Metazoa; Chordata; Mammalia; Perissodactyla; Equidae
Gene: TLCD1
Product: TLC domain containing 1
Biological process (GO): plasma membrane organization; membrane assembly; regulation of membrane lipid distribution
Cellular component (GO): plasma membrane
Source: RefSeq, a predicted model, not a curated record